AUGGCGGCUGCGUUCUUUCAAGCAGAGAUGUCAGUGUUAUCCUCUACGUUGGCGCGCUCGUACUCGAUUCCCUUCCGCAAAACGCUAAUGUCCUUCAGUUUUCGAAUUGCAAUGGAACGAAACCCUUCCCUAAGAAUUCGAUGUUCUCGCGUUGCUGCUUUCAGCUCGUCUCCUUCGCAUUCACGAAAUUUUCCAGUUCCAGGGAUAGAGGACGUUUUUGUUGGUUAUCUAUUUGGGAGGACGAAGGCAACAGAAGUAGCUCAUGUAAUCCAAAAGGGGGACAUUGUAGUUGAUGCUACAUGUGGAAAUGGCAACGAUACUUUAGCAAUGUUGAAGAUGGUUACAGAUGAUUCUGAUGGUUAUGGUGGCCAUGUCUAUGCAUUGGACAUUCAGAAAGACGCCAUAGAGAGCACUUCCUCUUUGCUAGAUCAAACCCUUGGCUCAAAAGAGAAGGAACGCGUCAAACUCUUUAACAUCUGUCAUAGUAAGAUGGAAGAGAUUGUUCCUGAAAACUCCCGUGUGAGGAUGGUUGCAUUUAAUCUGGGGUAUCUUCCAGGUGGAAACAAGUCGAUAAUCACUGUCUCGGAUACAACAUUAUCUGCGUUGAAGGCUGCUGAGAGAGUGUUGAUGCCCGGUGGCCUCAUCAGCUUGGUGGUUUACAUUGGUCAUCCUGGUGGAAGGGAAGAGUUAGAUGUGGUUGAAGCUUUUGCCUCGGGUUUACCGGUCAGUGAUUGGGUCUGCUGCAAAUUUCAAAUGUUGAACCGGCCGUUAGCACCGGUUCCUGUUUUCAUGUUUAAGAGAGAAAAGUGA
Messenger RNA from Thlaspi arvense, 810 nucleotides. The record is from the annotation of a GenBank genome assembly. NCBI's taxonomy places the organism in Eukaryota, Viridiplantae, Streptophyta, Magnoliopsida, Brassicales, Brassicaceae.